Molecule: messenger RNA, 2081 nt
Organism: Hermetia illucens (black soldier fly)
Lineage: Eukaryota; Metazoa; Arthropoda; Insecta; Diptera; Stratiomyidae
Gene: BBS1
Product: Bardet-Biedl syndrome 1 protein homolog
Exons: 9
Coding region: 114-1922 (602 amino acids)
Biological process (GO): protein localization to cilium; non-motile cilium assembly
Cellular component (GO): centrosome; axoneme; BBSome
Molecular function (GO): patched binding; smoothened binding
Source: RefSeq, a predicted model, not a curated record
GCAUCGUUGAAAAAGAUGCAAACAUAGAUACCAUUCUUCCGCGAAGAUAGUUCUUAGUUUGCUGAUAGUUGAAUAUAUCACAAUAGAUAAUUAUUUGCUUUGAAUUUGCACUGAUGUUAAAUCAUUCUAAUAGAGUUGCAUCUAGGUUGGGGCAACCAUCAAAAUGGCUGGACGUACAAACGAACCAGAAACUGGCACAAAAAACGCAUUCCCAAUUGAUGACCCUUUGCGAUUUGAAAAAUGAUGACUACCAUAAGCUCGUAUUGGCCGAAAUUCCAGAGGAUAAAACGAAAACCAAAUCUAAAUUGAAAGUUUUUAAAGGAAUUGGAAUGGUCAGUGAACACAGUUUGCCGGGAAUACCAACCUCAUUAGUCAGUUUCUACACUGAAGAAGCCACUCCGAAAACCCCGAUUAUAGCAGCAUCAAUAGGACCUGACGUACUUUUUUAUCGAAAUAUGAAACCUUACUUCAAAUACACUCUACCCAGUUUACCAAUCAAUCCACUGGAAAUAGAUAUUUGGAGAAAACUUCCUAUUCAAGUACCGGAAAAUCAAGGGGCCUUAAUUACAGAGUUGGGAACGAUCCCCUUUGAAGAGCUUACUCCACAGUCGCAGAAACUCCUUGGUAUAUCGGAAUCAGAACGGGAUGAUUUCAUCAAGCAGCAUGCAGAGGCGAAACUUGAGCGUUUGGCGAAUAUUACCGCAAUGACAAUCAUUAACCGUACCUCGUCCGAUUCAAAGCCUCCAUCAUGUCUCAUUUUAGCUACAGAGAAUGGAGACAUUUUUAUGGUUGAUGCCCAACUAUUUAGAGUCAUCUACCACGCCAAACUCUACUCACACGAAGUUACUCCAAUCCUAAUGUCAGUCAGCGGACUCUUUGAUACAGAUUUCAACAUCGUCGCGUCAACAUCUGAAGGAUAUGUUUACCUGCUAAGGAAGGCUUGGUUAGAAGGUCAUGAAAUCCUCCAAACUGAGUAUCCAAUUAUCAGUUUGACGCUAUUACCAGUGGAUCAGACUAUCAUUGUUGCAACGGAAGAGCAAGAACUGAGUUGCUACUCUAAAAAAGGGAAAAAACUUUGGACGAUCGAACUGGAAACCAAUGCUAAGUGUACAGUGCCGAUUUACUUACCGCACUUGGGUAUAACUCUGGUUGCGGUAGCUUUGGGUAACCAAAAGGUCCAGUUUUAUUCACAGACCAUGCUUGUGGAUGAGAUGAAAGUGAAAGAUAAUGUAUCGGCUAUGAUCUUCGGACGCUUAGGACAAGAAGACCAUGUUUUAUCUCUGGUGACAGUGAAAGGCGAUUUGCUCGUUAAAAUACUGAAGCGGACAGCUGAAUUCAAUCAAGAAAUUAAACCGAAAACUCCGGAUAAUCAACGAAUGCCAAGGAAACAAAAAAAAGCACCAAAAUUUAAUGUCUUGGCAAUAAAAAAUAAGGAAAAAGCUAUAGCUGUCUUCAAUAGUAAUCAAGCUGAACUCUUGAAUUUCCGUUUAACCGUUGCCCGGGCAGCUGUAGAAACACUGAGAAGCGCAGAAAGUACAAUUGCUGGUGGUCUAAAUAGUGCAGAACUGAAAUUAUCUGCCGAAGUCUGUGGGGUGGGGCCGGAAUUUCGUCUUUUCCUCACUUUGGAAAAUCUAUCGACAGAACAUGAAGCCCCUAAUUUGCGUGUUCUUUUGCAUGCUGAUACGGACCACUACGAGCUACCAAAACCAACUGCUGUACUACCAAUUUUGGAGGCCGGCAUGAAAAUGGAGAUCGAUUUUGAGGUAAUUGCAGUACUUGAUCCUGAAACGCAUCUACCACCACCGACUUUGACUGAGGAAAACUCUAUGGUGCGUGUUAUACUCUUCAAAACAGGUCAGUCGAAACCGGUGUUAGCUGCUGUUGUAGUUAUGCCUGCCUCGGAGGCGCCAUUGGAAGUGUGAGCUUUCAGAAAAUGCAGUGAUAUCAACACCAUCUUGUAGACACUACUCGUACUCAGAAGCGUCACUUUCCAUGGAAUCGUAACUUUUAUGGAAAACAAUUUCGAGUUUUUCUGAUAAUGUUCAAAAUGUCGCUGUAAAUAAAAAUGAUUUACGUGCAUU